AUCGAACCUCGUUUACAAAGUUAGAAGAGUGAGUCCGUCCUCAACCAUUAGACUAUCUCUUAAUUGUGGAAGGCAUAACACCCAAGUAUUUUGACUGUUUUUUGUGGCACCACCGUUUCACCACGAAUAGUCACCAACUGCUCAACAAGAACAACAACAAUGGCGCAGCUUCACCUUUCUUCUUUCCAAAAUUCGACAACUCUUCUCUUCUCUCUUCCCACAAUCCCCAAAACUGUAACGCUCUCUUCAAUUCGGCCAGCGCAAUGUCCCUCCAGUUCUCUUUCCAUCUCCAACCGCCGCAAUUCCCUUCGGGUAACUGCCGGAACUGUUACCGUUGGCUCGGAAACUUCAUAUUCUGACACCAAAGACGGAAAGAAGCUUCUUCUUCAUGUUAAGGAUCUUACUGCUGUAAUUGCUGAAUCUCAACAGAAGAUUCUUAAUGGCGUCAACCUCACUGUUUAUGAAGGCGAGAUUCAUGCAAUCAUGGGGAAGAAUGGUUCGGGAAAAAGUACAUUCUCAAAGGUUCUCGUUGGUCAUCCGGAUUACGAAGUUACUGGAGGAACUGUGAUUUUUAAAGGUCAAGACCUGCUAGAAAUGGAGCCAGAGGAAAGGGCUCUUUCAGGGAUUUUUAUGAGCUUUCAGUCACCAGUUGCUAUUCCUGGAGUGAGCAAUGCAGAUUUUUUAAAUAUGGCUUAUAAUGCUCGUCAAAGAAAAUUAGGUCAACCAGAGCUCGGUCCCAUAGAGUUCUUUAGCCAUGUCUAUAGCAAGCUUGAUCUUGUGAACAUGAAGAUGGAUUUUCUGAAUAGAAAUGUUAAUGAAGGAUUUAGUGGGGGAGAAAGGAAGCGGAAUGAAAUAUUACAACUUGCGGUUUUGGGGGCUGACUUGGCUAUACUGGAUGAAAUUGACUCUGGGUUAGACGUUGAUGCACUUCAGGAUGUAGCCAAAGCAGUUAAUGGUCUCUUGACGCCAAGAAAUUCUGUGUUGAUGAUCACUCAUUAUCAGCGUCUUCUAGAAUAUAUAAAGCCCUCUUAUAUUCAUAUUAUGGAAAAUGGAAGAAUUGUGAGGACCGGAGACAUUUCUCUCGCGUCAGUCCUGGAGAAGGAAGGGUACAAGGCAAUAACAAGUGCAUAAAUAUGGCUUAGAUGACACGACUCCACCAGUUGAAUAGGAGCAACUGCUCAGAGUCAAGAACUGUUCCAGCACCAUCUGAUACGCAGGUUGCUACACGGUUGCAGUUUCUACGGAUAAAAAUUUGUACGGUGCCUAUUGCUGUCGUACUAAUGUAAUUUACGAGUAUGGCAGUGACUUUUUUGUUGCUAAUGUUCAUAAAACGUCUAAAUUCAAUGAUUCUUAACAGAAGGAUCCAUUAAAUUUUGUGACAUUUAUUUGAUGACAUUCACAAAAUUUGAUUCUGAAAUUCUCUGUC
Messenger RNA from Amaranthus tricolor (Joseph's coat), 1426 nucleotides. Its product is annotated as ABC transporter I family member 6, chloroplastic-like. The transcript is spliced from 7 exons. Gene Ontology annotation, molecular function: ATP binding; ATP hydrolysis activity. Bases 160 to 1131 code for a protein of 323 amino acids. NCBI's taxonomy places the organism in Eukaryota, Viridiplantae, Streptophyta, Magnoliopsida, Caryophyllales, Amaranthaceae. The record is from RefSeq and is a predicted model, not a curated record.